AUGAUGCUAAUACUGAUCCUAUCAAUUUCUCAAUAUGUGAAAGGUAAUAAAGAACUUGCGCUUGCUUCAAUGUCCGAGAAAGGACUUCCACCAAAUCCAUGGUCUUGUGUGACAAAGACAAUGCAAAUUCCUAAUUGUGUAGAUGCAGUGAAACAUUUCAAGCUCAGUAAUAUCACAAGCGAUUGUUGCUCCGUUCUACUCGGUGUUAUGCAUGAUUGUUUUGGGAUUUUGUUUCCGAUGGGCUUUGUCAAUCGUGUUAUGAUUAAAGUUUCAUGUAAAGUAUUAGGCAUAGGCAGUUAA
Thlaspi arvense is the source of this 300-nucleotide messenger RNA. NCBI's taxonomy places the organism in Eukaryota, Viridiplantae, Streptophyta, Magnoliopsida, Brassicales, Brassicaceae. The record is from the annotation of a GenBank genome assembly.